This is a messenger RNA of Fusarium subglutinans, 13008 nucleotides long. RefSeq lists its product as uncharacterized. The transcript has a single exon. The record is from RefSeq and is a predicted model, not a curated record. NCBI's taxonomy places the organism in Eukaryota, Fungi, Ascomycota, Sordariomycetes, Hypocreales, Nectriaceae. The coding region runs from base 1 to 13008 and encodes 4335 amino acids.
AUGCGGUCUUUGUAUCAGGUGCUCAGGCACCUACUAUUCGCCAGCCUAACGCGUGCCCAGUUUGGGGUUCAGAAUGAUAGGUCAGUUCUCGGUAUUAACAAUGAGUUCUCAGGUGUAUGUUACACAUAUGUUUCGGUCUAUCCAGUCCUUGCCGAUCCCGAUUAUAUCACCAUCACAAAGCCCUACAGAGGCUCAGUAACAACGCAGUAUACUGUCCCACCACAGGGCGAUGAGCCCGGUAUUGUUAUUGUUGAACAGCCAGGUGGUUCUUCGGCGCCGGAGAAUGUAGUCAUCCCUGCGACGGAUGAUAAGUCUUAUGUUAUUAUUAUUAGACCGCAUUCAGGGCCGAAUCCGAUUUCUGCGCCCAUUACACAGGUUGUUCCGCCGAGAAGUGGACAACCGGGGCAGAUUAUCAUUGAGACGCCGGAGACGCAGACGCCAGGUGUGUUGCAGCCUCUUUCGCUUGAGCCAAAGGAGUUGACUGGCUAUGUGACGGUUCUUCGACCGUUGACUGGAACAUUGGCGUCGUUGCAACUUAUCACAAUUUCACCGACUGGGACAAACCGUGGAUCGGUCAUCAUCAAUGUCCCGACAUCAGCACUCAACGGGGGAAGCCUUCAAGGUCUUACUCUGGAGCCUGCACAAGAUGGUGAUUAUGUCACUGUGAUUGAACCAGCGGGAACAGGUUUCAGGGGAACUGCUCCAAUUAGACUAACAGUACCACCAAGCAACGGUAACCCUGGUACUGUCAUCAUUCAAACUCCUGUACCUGGAACUCUUAUGCCGCUGGCCCUUGAGCCUUUGACCCCUAACACCUUGGGUGCCUUGGGACUCGCCGGUCAAACGAUCACACUUCAACCAGCCGAUGCGACCAGCUAUGUGACCAUCAUUGAACCAGCCGAAGGAAGCGUCACACCGACAGCACCUAUCCGAACUACUAUUCCACCGACUGGUACCAAGCCCGGAACUGUGCUCAUACAAACACCACCGGGUUGGAAUGAUGGGGGAGAUGGUGCCGCCUUCCAACCGACACGAACUCGUCCGCAGGGCUCGGUAUCAUAUACGACUAUUACUCGUGGUGUGCCCAUGGGGAUGGGUGGAUCAGGGAGUGGUUCCGACAACGGCUCAAAUGGGGGAUCAGGGUCUGGCGAUCUCUCUGGCGAUGUCCAGGGUCAACCAGGCCAAGGCGGCGAUGAUGGUUCAGGGCCGCGACAGACUCUCACCAUUCCCCCUGAGGGUGGAAACCCUGGUACUGUCCUUGUUUUGACACCCGAAGACCCUAAUAAUCCGCAGACUGGCAACAACGGUGGCGGCGAUAAUGAUGCCCAGGCUACUGGAGGAUCUAGUGAUGGGAACCAAGGGGGUUCGGGCUCAUCUAGUGGAGGAAAUGGCCAGAGUGGAAGUGAAGGAAGCUCCAACAAUGGAGGAUCUGGAGGGGGCUCCAAUAGCGGCAGUGGUAGCUCCUCUGGACAAGGAGGUAGCUCAAGCAAUGAGGGCUCCUCCGGAAACGACGAUGAUCCCGUAAAAGGCGGCGUUCAGGGCUCCGGCUCUGAAUCGGGAGGCAAUGGUGGUGACGGUGAAACCGGAAACGGAGGAUCUCCAAGCUCGAAUAACGGCAAUGGGUCUGGAAAUGGCGGGCCAUCAAGCUCCGAUGGAAGCAGUGGCUCAGGAGGAACCCAAGGCGGUGCUCAAGGUGGUUCCAACACCGAUGGUGGCUCUGUUGGCAGUGGUACACGAUCUGCUGGCUCUUCUUCGAGUACCAAAGGCUCUUCUAGUGGCAGCUCUGGAGGCAACGAUGGCCCAACAUCUGGAGAUACAGAGUCUGAAGGUGAUGGCUCAGAGGGCGGCUCGGAUGCUGGCAGUGGAAGCUCUGGUGGUACUGGAACGACUUCUGGCGGUAAAGGUUCUAGCGGAGAUGACGACGGUGACUCUGGAUCAGCAGGAAGCAACGCUGGAGGGGAUAGUGGUGCUUCAGGUCAGUCAUCCUCAUCGCGAAGAGGAAGUACUUCUCGCCGCCCAAGCACUCGACCACCAAUCGUCAGGACAUCACCCUCAACCUACGUCGUCACAUCCAGCAGCACUGUCUUCACCAUCACCGCUAAUGUCGUCGAGACUCUCACUGCUGAACCUCAGAGGACUCGCCGAUCAACCACUAGCGGCGGCCUUACAGGUGGAGUCGAAGGGCUAGGCGGAAGUGAAAUUGCAGCUACAGAAAGUACGACAUUCAGACGCCCUUCAAACAGCCGGUCUACAGGAUCUGCGGCUGAUACUGCUGGCGGAGCUGCUUCUGGCACCGAGUAUAAUUCCUCGCAAACUACACAGGCUCCUGGAAGUCCUUCAAGUACUAGACAAGCUGGUGCUUCGUCAAGCUCGGGAUACACUGGUACUGUUGAUACGCGCGUUCGUCCCGGAGGCAGUGGUCUGAGCUCUACACGUAGCAGAACUUCGACUUCAGGACAAGCUUCUAGACCUUCAACUGGCGAGACUACUAUCGUCGAUAGUGGCCCUGCCAUAACAAAUGAUCCUGGCUCAAAUGCAGAGGAAGCUACUUCAUCCGUUGGAAAUGCCGCCCAGAGCUCAUCUACCCGCUCGGCGCAAGGGUCAAGUGCCUCUCAAUCUACCAGUGCGCAAAGGCCUGCUGCAGAAACUUCUUCGUCAGAUACUCGUUUUACGGCGAGACCUGCUGUCAUAUCAACUAACGGUGGUAAUGCUGAAGCUGGAGGAACAUCGCAGGCCUCGCAGAUAAGUAGCAGGGCUACUAGCUCAGUAUCGGGCUUUGUCGAAGGAGAACCUGGAUCAAGCGCGGCAGGAAACAAUGGCGGUACCGCUUCGGAAGACGAUGAGGCGACAUCCCAGGCAUCACGAGCUUCCAGUGGAUCACAGUCAAACAGCGCUGUUGGCACAGGCUCUUCAUCGGUUUCAGCAACAUCUAGCGCUGCAACACCUGGAGGCACAUCGUCCGGUGCAAACACCAGAGAUAGCGGUAGCUCGUCAACAUCAGGAGCCGCACCCGGGUCUAGGACUUCAACUGAUUCACGCGAAGGCUCGCCCGUGGAAAAUGCUGGAAGCUCCCAGUCUGACGCAGCUCGAGAUCCGAGCACGGGUACAUCAGUAGUGUCGCACACCAUAGGCCAGAGCUCAAGCACCUCCAGAACAAGUGAGGAGAUUAAUUAUGAGACGCUUAUUGGCACCCAGAGCGUUCCGGAGUCAGAGCGCGUGGAACAACCCGGUGACACUUCGACUCGUUUAGCGACAAGCAGUGCUGCUGGAUUGACAGGGCAGCCAGCUGCAGGAGUUGGAGGCUCAACCAUUGUCGGGUCAAACUCACAUACCACAGCUAUUGAUAUCGAUGAUACCGCGACUACAUCUAGUGGAGAGUUGCUCGCUGGGGAAUCUGCAGCUGGUGCUACAUCUGGAAAUGCAGGAGAGAGCUCUGUGAGUGAAGGCUCUAAUGACGAGACCGCCUCCGCUUCUAGAGAUCCUGGUUCUGAGGCAGCAUCUGAUGAUGCUCGUGAGACAGGAGAUGCUACCGGCACUACUCAACCCGAAGAUGGUGAGACUAGCUUAAUCUCACCUCAAGUGCCAGUUCCUACCGAUCGAUUGCCAGAGUCCGAAUCCAGGAGUCAGUUGCUUACCGGUGGAGUCGAAGGUAUACCUGCCAGGAGUGGUUCAUCGUUUGAGUCUCCUGAGUUGCCACUACCGACAGCGGUAUCAACUGGCCCCCUCCCUGAUUCCAAUCUUCUGUCUACAGCAACGGACAAGGAGUCCUCGGGAGCAUCGCCUGGAUUUGGAGUUCCCACUGGUUCACAAGCUGUGCCUUCUGAUGACGAUGAUCUUGACCCCGGCUCGGAAGAGACUGGUACAGAUGGGCCCACUGGCAGUGAGACUUCUGAGCCUGGUGCACCUUCUAACUCCUCGAGUGAUGAAGCCUCUGAGACUGGCACUGGAGCUUCCAUAAAGCCAUCGCGGAGUGGCUCGUUAGGUGACGGCGAUGAUGAGGGGGCCAGCACCACAAAUGAAGCAAGUGCUGAGCCUUCCGAUACAGAUGCCGACGCCGAAAGCGAGACGUUCGGCCCUGAUGCUACUUCUGAUGGCUCGGGAUCUGGAGCUGGUCCCAACACUGACGAAGAUGGUCAGACCAUCACCGACGCAUCUGGAGGAAUACCUACAGCUGUAAUCCCAUCAGACAACAGCCUGACCACUGGCGCUCCCAAUGGUGCAUUGGCAACAAUCACAGUCUUUAGGGCAGGUCGUGGCCCAGCCAGAACAACACUCUACGUCCCUCCCCAAGCAUCCAAUGAUCCUUGGACUGUCGUCAUAGAGACUCCAGUUUCUGAGACUCAAUCUGAAGCUGCAACUGCUCGCGGAGACGACGAUGUUCUUGCUACCACGUCUGCUGUAGGCGGUAACACCAAUGUCACUAUCUUCAGAGGUGGGCCCAGCCCUGCACGAAGGACUAUUUAUGUACCUCCCAGGUUUGCAAACGAGCCUGGUACUAUUGUUAUUGAGACGCCAACUGGGACUGCUAUCGCCACUGCGACUGAGACUCGAGAUAGUGGCAGCCAGACCACCGGUCUUGGACCUGGUGUCAGACCCAAUGUGACGGUCUAUAGUUCAGGUACUGCGUCAGAAAGAAUAACUCUGUACAUCCCACCUACAGCAUCAGGCGAAGCUGGUACUAUUAUUAUUCAGACGCCAGCCUCCGAUGAAGACUCUGAUACUAUAACUGGAGGCCCUGGAGAUGAGAGCGGCAAAACUGCCACUUCCGAUGACAGGACCGCUGUAACUAUCUAUACGGAAGCAACUGGAUCUACUGGAAACACUAGAUACAUCUCGCCAACCGUUUCUGGAGAGUUGGGCACUUAUAUCAUUGAGACGUUUGCCUCCGAAGCUGGUGAAGCGACUGCUUCAGAUGAUUCAGCUGAGGCUACAGGUCCUGAAGCUUCCAUCACACCUAUUCCUACCGCCGAGGCCUCACAAGGUGGCAUUGGAAAUGUUACUCUCUACCGAGCUGGAGAAGGUUCAGAGAGAAGCACAGUCUUCAUCCCACCAGAAACUACCGGCGAUCCAUGGACGAUCGUAAUCGAGACACCAAUCUCGCAAACUGAAUUGGUAGAGACAGGAACAGUUCCAGGCUUCCAAACAACAAUCCCCACUAUCACCGGAAGCGCCAACUUGACCAUCUUCAGAGCAGGUGUUGCAUCUACACGAAAGACAAUCUACAUCGCGCCCAAGACAUUCGGCGCCCCAGGAACUGUUAUCAUCGAGACACCUGUCCCAAGUACACAGACUGGUGGUCUUACAGCUAAGCCUGAAGCACAACCAACUAUUGGUGCUGGAUCAAAUACUACGAUUUUUGUUCCAGGUACUGGUCCCGGACGAACGACUUACUACGUUCCGCCGUCAGAUCCGAGUGACCCUGGUACUGUUUAUGUUGAGACUCCUGCAUCUGGUGCGGAGACUGAGGAGCCCACUAUUGGCCCUUCAGCUACCGGAGAUGGUGAAAAUACUAUUGUAGCUGCAACGACUGUCACUAUCUUUAGUGGUGGACCUGGAUCUGUUACGAGAAGUGUGUAUAUCCCCCCUACAGAUUCAGGGGAGGCGGGCACUAUGCACAUCGAGACUCCUACAGAUGGCACCGAAGCCACAGCAAGUAGUGGCGAAAAUGUCAUAUCUGCCGCGACUACUGUCACCGUCUUCAGCGGCGGCCCUGCUUCGGUAACCAGAACGGUGUAUAUCCCACCCAGAGCAUCUGGAGAAGCAGGAACUCUCAUCAUCGAGACCCCUACUGAUGGCCCUGAAGCUAGUCCGACAGGUAAUGGUAGUGGACAGGAGACUGAAGUCUCUACCGAGACAGCUGCUCCUUCUGAAGCCAAAGAGGAAGCUAUCUCGGCGGCGACUACAGUCACUAUCUUCAGUGGAGGCCCCGCGGUAGUCACAAGAACUACUUAUAUUCCACCAACAGCUUCCGGGGAGGCCGGGACGCUUGUUAUUGUGACACCCAUAGGGGGAUCUAGUGCCGACACAACCGGUGAUGGCAAUGAUAGUUCCGAGACUGGGUCUGUCACCAAUGCGGAGGAGAUUACAGCCGGGACAACUGUUACUAUCUUCAGUGGUGGUUCAGGCUCUGCAACCCGAACUAUCUACAUUCCUCCUACCGCCUCAGGCGAAGCUGGAACACUCAUCGUGGAGACACCCACGUCUGGUCCGGACGGCGAUGAGUCUAGCAUCACGGGCACAGGCGCCAGUGCCCCAACUGCAAUAGUCACCCCUGAAGGGCCAGGUAACGUCACUAUCUAUAGCGGCGGACCUGCCUCUUCAACAACAACUCGUUUCAUCCCUCCUACUGCUUCAGGAGAGCCCGGUACUGUGGUCAUUGAAACACCAACCGCAGGGCCACAAGCGACAGGUAUUGGAAAUGUUACUAUCAGCACAGGCGGUCCUGCUACAGUCACUCAGACUCGGUAUAUCCCUGCCACGGUGAGUGAUGAGCCUGGAACUAUCGUCAUCGAAACACCGACUUCUCAAGUUGAUGAAGAGAGAGGUGCAGGAAACACAACUAUCUAUAGCGCUGUAUCUGCUACUGGUACUCGUACAGUCUACAUUCCACCUACGGUAUCCGGCGAGCCUGGAACCGUCAUCAUUGAGACCCCUGCUGUGAGAGCAGUGACUGUCUACACAGAUGGUCCUGCAUCGACGACCCGAACGCUCACUAUUCCGGGCACUGCCUCAGGCGACCCUGAUACCAUUCUCAUCGAGACGCCUCCUCCAAGCUCAGGCUCUGGCCCUGCUAAUGUCACUGUCUAUACUGACGUUUCUGCCACUGCCGCCACUACUCGUUUCAUUCCCGGUACAGCUUCAGAUGAACCUGGAACGUUCAUUGUUGAAACACCAAUUAGAAGUCCAACCUACGUGACAGUCUACAAUGGUGGACCAGGUACAGCUGUGACAACGAUCUAUCUGACACCAAGUGAAUCUGGUGGUUCAACCACUAUGAUCAUCCAGACUCCCACUCAAGGAUCCGAAGAGUCUGCUACAGAUAAUAGUGACGUGUCUAAGACUAGAACCAUUACAGAAGCUUCAGGCGCAUCGGCGACUCUCCGUGGGAAUGUCACCAUCUACACUCAAGCUCCCGGCACAGCUGGCGGAACAUUCUACUUCCCACCUGAUGACCCAGAGGAAUCGGGCACUAUCAUUAUUGAGACACUGUCCGGUGAUGCUGAAGCGACUGGUGCUGAGUCUACUGAAGAUACAGUCGUCCCAACUGCUGGUGGCCGGGUCAAUACCACAAUCUUCAGUGGCGGCCCAGUAACUGCGCCUAGAACAUUAUACAUAUCAGCGACAAUAUCUGGAGAACCGGAUAUCGUGCUUGUGGAGACACCAACCACUGGCCCAGAAGCAGAGACUUCAGAGUCAGCGACUGGCCAGCGAUACACAACUAUCUUUGGUGGAGGGUCUGGAACAACCGCGAAGACCAUCACCAUUCCUGCCACUGCAUCUGGUGAGCUGGAUACUGUUCUGAUCGAGACACCUACUGGUGGUGUUCCCGAAGUCACAAUUACCAGAGGGGGACCUGUUUCAGUGGCGACGACUAUCACUGUCCCUGGUGCGCCUGGCGAACCUGACACUGUUCUUGUUGAGAUUCCAACUGAAUCUGGAGAUGCUGGGCCAUCAGGGACUGCUAAUGGCUCGGGCGAAGUGACUUCUACUCGCGGCGGACCAGUUACAGCUGCGACGACGAUCACAAUUCCUGGUCAAUCAGGCCAGCCAGACACUGUUAUUGUUGAAACGCCGACUCGUGCGGCUGAUGUCACAAUCACUAGGGGAGGACCUAUUUCAAUCGCCACGACCGUAACAAUCCCUGGAGCACCUGGCGAGCCAGAUACGGUUCUUGUGGAAACACCAAUUGAGUCCGCCGAUCUGUCCGUGACUGGAAGUGGCGCAGGUGAAAUAACUUCCACUCGUGGCGGACCAGUCACGGCCGCAACGACGGUCACCAUCCCAGGUGUAUCGGGUCAGCCAGAUACGGUCAUUAUUGAAACACCUACAACCGCCUCUGAUGCUAAGGAAUCUACGACGACUAGAGACGGUCCAGUUGAAGUGACAUCUACUCGAGGAGGACCGGUAACAGCUGCAACUACUAUCACUAUUCCUGGAGAGUCAGGGCCGCCAGACACCGUUAUUAUCGAAACGCCUACAAGAUCUUCAGAUGAUGAAACAACAGAAACUGGAGGCAGCCCAGGAGAGGUAACUUCGACAAGAGGAGGACCUGUAACAGCGGCGACUACCAUCACCAUCACUGGUGAACCAGGUGAGCCAGACACGGUCAUCAUUGAGACUCCAGCGAGGUCAAGUGAGCCUCCUGUAACAGGUGGUGUUCAAGCAAUCACUUUAACAAGAGGCGGGUCCGUGACCAAAGCAACUACUAUAACUAUCCCCGGCGAGUCAGGUGAGCCUGACACGGUUAUCGUUGAGACACCUUGGUCGUCUGGCGAGGUUGAACCAUCUGCAACUGAAGGUAGCCAAGAUGAAGUUACCAUUACUUGGGGCGGACCUGUGACUGCCGCCACUACCGUUACUAUCCCUGGAGUUUCCGGUGGUCUAAAUACUGUGUUUAUUGAAACACCCACUCGAUCUUCUGAAGAGUCUACAGGAACUGCUGUUCGAGAGGUCACAAUCACUCGUGGUGGUCCGGUUACAGCCCCUAUUACAGUUACCGUCCCUGGAGUCCCCGGCGGUCCUGAUACUGUUUACAUUGAGGUGCCUACAGAGUCUGUUAGGACCGGAGCUGUUCAAGAGGUCACUAUUACGCGAGGCGGCCCUGUAACAGCUGCCACAACGGUAACCAUUUCUGGCGGAGCGGGAGAGCCAGAUACUGUUUAUAUCGAAACGCCUACCGAGUCCGUAGACGGGGUUAGGGAGACACCAGUGACUGGAGCCGUCCAAGAAGUCACUAUUACGAGAGGCGAUCCAGUCACAGCAGCAACCACAGCCACAAUCCCUGGCGUUUCCGGAGGACCAGAUACGGUCUAUAUAGAAAUACCCACAGAAUCUGCCGCUGGAGGUACGGAGCCACCAGCUACUGGAGCUGUUCAGGAAGUUACCAUCACACGUGGAGGUCCCGUCACAGCGGCAACAACGAUUACUAUCCCUGGAGCUUCUGGCGAGCCAGAUACCGUUCUGGUUGAAGUUCCAAUUGAAUCUGCUGAGCGACCGUCGGAAACAGGCUCUUUACGUGAAGUCACUGUUACAAGAGGUGGCUCAGUUACAGCUGCGACAACACUUACGAUUCCUGGCGAAUCUGGUGGGCCUGACACUGUACUGGUUGAGAUUCCAACUGGCUCUGUUCGCGAAGUCACUGUUACACGAGGCGGUCCAGUCACAGCUGCGAUAACACUCACCAUUCCGGGUGAGUCUGGGGGACCAGAUACUGUACUGGUCGAGAUCCCGACAGGCUCAUCUGAUGAUGAUGAAGGCGUUUCUACUCAAGGAGAAGUCACGAUUACUCGUGGCGGUCCUGUUACCGCUGCUACAACUCUCACUAUACCUGGGGCUUCGGGCCAGCCAGAUACGGUUGUCGUCGAAAGGCCAACUGGGUCUAGCAGCGAGCCAUCAGAAACUGAUGAUGGCCAAGAAGAGGUCACUGUUACCCGGGGCGGCCCUGUCACAGCUGCAGUUACAAUCACCUUACCCGGUGUAUCAGGCGGACCUGAUACCGUCAUCGUCGAAACUCCCACCGAGUCUGCCAUCGAGCCCUCAGAGACUGAUGACAUUCGGGAAGAGGUCACUAUUACCCAAGGUGGCCCUGUUGCAGCCGCGACAACGAUCACUGUUCCAGGUUUAGCAGGAGAACCAGACACUGUCAUCGUCGAGACACCUACUGGCGCUUUUGAGACUCCCAACAAUGCUCUCGCCAACGUCACUGUCUACAGUGGCGGUCCUGUCUCAGUUACUCGUACCAUAUAUCUUCCACCCGCCGCAUCUAGCGAGGCCGGUACUAUUGUCAUCGAAACACCAGAUGGUUCUGGUCCCACGGAAACUGCCCGUGGGCCUGGAAAUAUUACUAUUUACACAGGUGUCGCUGGCACAGCUACAAGAACCGUCUUCAUCCCUGCUACAGCUUCUGGAGUGCCAGGCACGGUACUCAUCGAAACGCCAACAGGUUCUUCUGGUGGUGAGGAGACGACAGGAAGUAUUGUUGCAACAGCGACAGGACCUCUAACUACCUCUGAGGGCAGGCCAAAUACUACAAUUUUCAGCGGUGGAUCUGGCUCAUCGACAAGGACGGUCUACUUCCCACCAGCGUCUGAUGAUCCCGAAGGCCUUGGGACCGUUGUUAUUGAGACACCAACCUCUGGUAGUGAAGAAAAAGAUCCCGAAGCAACAAGCAGUGCCAUUACUCCCGGAGGACCAGCUAACAUCACACGAAUCGUCGGAGGUCCUGCUUCGGUCACCACUACUAUCUACAUCCCACCAACUGCCUCUGGUGAGCCCGGCGUUGUGAUCAUUGAGACGCCAACUUCAACCCCCGAGGAUGAGACGACGGCCAGUGGGGGUGCGGCAAACACAGCUUUCCCAGUGGGUAGACAAAACGUCACUCUCUACAGCGGCGGUCCAGGUACGGUUGUAACAACAAUCUACUACCCGCCUGCAUCAAGCAACCUUAAUGAGCCUGGUACAGUGGUGAUCCAGACCCCAACGGCUGGUCCUGGGCAGGAGACAUCAUCAACAUCGGCAAGCGAAGCUGCUACGCCAAUCCAGAAUAUUACUCGCAUCGUGGGAGGACCUGCUUCUGUCACAACGACGAUCUACAUCCCUCCCACUGCCUCUGGAGAACCGGGAGUUGUCAUCAUUGAGACGCCUACAGCCAGUCCCGGGGAGGAACAGACAUCUUCGACAUCUAUUACCGCAACCUCCGGCGGCGAGGAAACAACUGGCAUUCCUAAUGUUACUCGCUAUGUCGGCGGCCCAGCUUCCAUCACGACAACAUACACGAUGCCCCCUACAUCGUCUGGGGAGCCAGGAACAGUGGUCAUCCAAACCCCUUCCGCCAGUCCUAGCGAGGGCGAAACUUCCGCUUCAGCAACUGAGCUUCCAAACGUCACACGGUACAUCGGUGGCCCAGCGUCAGUCGCCACGACGUAUACCAUUCCUCCAGCCUCACCUGGAGAGCCAGGCACUGUUGUCAUUCAAACCCCAGCUGCCAGCCCUGAAGAGAAUGCUACGUCUUCCCCACCAGCUGAAGCACCAACUGAAAUCCCGAAUGUCACUCGUUACGUCGGCGGGCCAGUGUCAGUCCCUACGACCUACACCCUCCCUCCAGCUUCUUCUGGGGAGCCGGGUACAGUGGUCAUCGAAACACCAACAGCCAGCCCCGCAGCUUCAACAAAUCCCAUCAGCGGCGCACCAGCAGGCAUUCCGUCAACUUCCACCCCAAUCGUCGCUGGUACCAAUGUCACUAUCUUCAGAGCUGCUCCUCCCACAGCUACAGCUGAACGAACGCUGUACGAUCCACCGACUGCGGUUGGAGAGCCUGGUACUGUUAUUGUUGAAACAAUGGUUGUGUCUUCGACUUCUGGCUCAGCUGCGCCGUUGAGUAUGGAGGGCCCUGUUUCAACAACUCUGACUGGUGCUUCAGGCACUACUAGUGCGGCAGCAGUUACUCCUACAACCAGUUCUUCUGCUAUCGCUUCACCUCCAACUACAUCAAGUAGUGCGGCGGUGGCAGCAAGCUCAUCGAGUAGUGCCGCAGCAGCCGCUGCUUCAAGUUCUUCUAGUACUGCUGCUGCGGCGGCUUCGAGCUCUUCCUCUGUUGCAGCAGCUCCCAGUUCCUCUAGUGCUGCAGCUGCAGCAGCCUCAAGCUCAUCUAGUGCAGCCGCCGCGGCGGCCUCAAGCUCUUCAAUCGCAGCAGCAGCAGCCACCAGUUCUUCGAGUAGCGCUGCAGCCGCCGCUGCGGCUACAUCAAGUUCCUCAGCUGCGGCCGUCGCGGGCAGUUCCUCUAGUGCAGCAGCUGCAGCUGCCUCAAGCUCGUCCAUUGCCGCAGCCGCCGCUGCAUCAUCAACAUCAAGCGCAGCUCCAGCACCAGUGACCACAAGCUCAACCAGUGCUGCAGCCCCAGUAAUCACCACCUCCAGCAGCGCAGCUAUCCCUGUAGUCGCUACCUCUUCCAGUAGUACCUCCAGCACAAGCAUGAUGCCCCAGCUCGCAUUCGGCCCAACGUUCGACUGCGAUGGCUUCGGCUACACCGUUCAAAGUCUUCUGGCCAACACCCUCACACGCGUCAACCUCGUCACCGGUCAACGAACAGAUAUCAAAACGGGUAUUGGCCCAGGCGGUCCUAUCAACGGUAUCGGCUUCAAUAGGCUCGAUAACUACAUCUACGGCUUCUACCAACAACCUUUGGUCAAUGCCCUUCUUUGCGGCGUGUUGGGAUGUAAGCGAUCGGGACUUAUUCGUAUCGCUAAGGACGGCCGAUGGGAGGUCCUUGAUCUUGUGAUUGGUUCAAAUGCUAUCAGUAUGGGUGAUGUUGAUGAUCAAGGACGGUUCUGGGUCUCCGAAGGCGGGGGUAAAUGGUGGUGCGUUGAUUUGAGGCCGACUAGCACCACCUUCGGCAAGCUUCUGAAUUCCGGCACAUCGGCUACCAACCUCUUGACUGGAGUCGGUGACUGGGCAUAUGUCCCCGGAGGCGGAAACUAUCUCUACGCCUUGCAAGCAUCUGUCAUCGAGAAUGGCCUCCUCAGAACAAACAUAGUCCGCUGGUCUUUGACCACACAAAAGUGGGAGAACUACCAAGCGUAUCCGGGCAUCCUCAACACAGCGCUCAACCUCGUCUGGGGCGCUGUCAUGGCAGCGCCGGGUGGAACGCUUUUCGCUCAAGAGACUGUCCUCGGACAAACAUGGAAGUUCACCCUCGGAUUUGGGGCCCCGGAUCCGACACCGAUACCAGGCGGUGCUAUUCUCAACUUGCUAGGGUCGGAUGGAGCCAAGUGUGCGAGUGCUUCACUUUAA